CGGGCGGAAGCCCCUCGCGCACUUCCGGCCGGCAAAGAUGGCGGCGGCGGCGGCGGCGGCGGCGCCGAGCCUCUCCACGCCGAGCGAGGGCGAGCCUCGCCUUAGCAAGAACGAACUGAAGCGGCGCCUGAAGGCCGAGAAGAAGGCGGCCGAGAAGGAGGCGAAGCAGCAGGAGCAGGGCGAGAAGAUCUCGUCGCGCCGGGCCGACGCCGCAGGCGCCGAGGAGGAGGAGGAGGACCUUGACCCCAACCAAUACUACAAGAUCCGUAGUCAGGCCAUUCAGCACCUGAAGGAUACUUGCGAUGAUCCCUACCCGCAUAAAUUUCACGUGGAUCUCUCCCUGACAGACUUUAUAGAGAAGUAUAGCUUUCUGCAAGCAGGGGAUCACCUAACCAACGUCACGGUGAGAGUGGCAGGUCGGGUCCAUGCAAAACGUGCCUCUGGAGGAAAAUUGAUCUUUUAUGAUCUUCGUGGGGAGGGAGUUAAAUUACAAGUGAUGGCAAACUCCAGAAACUACAAAUCUGAAGAAGAAUAUAUAUGCAUUAACAACAAGCUUCGCCGUGGAGAUAUCAUUGGGGUUCAGGGAAAUCCUGGAAAGACCAAGAAAGGGGAACUGAGUAUUAUUCCUUAUGAAAUUGUUCUGCUGUCACCAUGCCUACAUAUGCUCCCACAUCUUCAUUUUGGGCUCAAAGACAAGGAAACCAGAUUUAGGCAAAGAUACCUGGAUUUAAUUCUUAGAUUUGUGAGGCAAAAAUUCAUAAUUCGAGCAAAAAUCAUAACAUACCUUCACUUCCUAGAUGAAUUGGGCUUCUUGGAGAUUGAAACACCCAUGAUGAAUAUCAUACCUGGUGGGGCAGUGGCCAAGCCUUUCAUCACCCACCACAAUGAGUUGGACAUGAACCUGUUCCUAAGAAUAGCACCAGAGCUCUACCAUAAGAUGCUGGUGGUUGGUGGAAUGGACCGGGUCUAUGAAAUUGGACGUCAAUUCAGGAAUGAAGGAAUUGAUUUAACCCACAACCCAGAAUUCACUACUUGUGAAUUUUAUAUGGCGUAUGCGGAUUACCAUGAUCUGAUGGAGAUCACAGAACAAAUGAUUUCAGGAAUGGUGAAACAUAUCAGUGGUGGAUACAAGGUGAUUUACAAUCCUGAAGGUCCAGAAGGCCAGGCUUAUGAAAUAGAUUUCACACCACCAUUCCGGAAAAUUAAUAUGGUGGAUGAAUUGGAGAGAAGCACUGGGAGUGAGCUGCCUGCGGCAGAUCAAUUGAGACAGAAGUCUCGUUCAUUUUUUGAUGCUAUCUGUGAAGAGCGAGGUGUUGAAUGCCCAUCCCCUCGGACAACAGCCAGGCUCCUAGAUAAGCUGGUUGGAGAAUAUUUAGAAGUCACCUGUAUCAAUCCCACCUUCAUUUGUGAUCACCCACAGAUCAUGAGUCCUCUAGCCAAAUGGCACCGUUUCCGACCUGGGUUGACUGAACGGUUUGAGCUCUUUGUGAUGAAGAAGGAAAUCUGCAAUGCCUACACAGAACUGAAUGAUCCGUUUCGGCAACGGCAGCUUUUUGAAGAUCAAGCUAAGGCAAAAGCUGCUGGUGAUGAUGAGGCAAUGUUUAUUGAUGAGAACUUCUGCAUGGCUCUGGAGUAUGGGUUGCCUCCCACAGCUGGUUGGGGCAUGGGCAUUGACCGGCUUACCAUGUUCCUGACUGAUUCAAACAAUAUUAAGGAAGUGCUGCUGUUUCCCGCCAUGAAGCCUGAAGACAAGAAGAAGGAUCCAUUGUCAGAUUCUAGUGAGGGGACUUCAGUGUGACACAGCAGCUUGUACAAGAAGCAUGGAGGACAGGAAAAGUCGUUUCUAGAUUUCAACAGGCCUGGGCCACUUUUUUCUCUCCAGCCAUAAAUAAAUGAAGUCUUUAAUUUUA
Messenger RNA from Thamnophis elegans (Western terrestrial garter snake), 1910 nucleotides. RefSeq names its product lysyl-tRNA synthetase 1 (gene KARS1). Gene Ontology annotation, molecular function: ATP binding; tRNA binding; lysine-tRNA ligase activity. Gene Ontology annotation, biological process: lysyl-tRNA aminoacylation; basophil activation involved in immune response; diadenosine tetraphosphate biosynthetic process. Lineage: Eukaryota; Metazoa; Chordata; Lepidosauria; Squamata; Natricidae. The record is from RefSeq and is a predicted model, not a curated record. Gene Ontology annotation, cellular component: cytosol; cytoplasm; nucleus.